Molecule: messenger RNA, 936 nt
Organism: Meira miltonrushii
Lineage: Eukaryota; Fungi; Basidiomycota; Exobasidiomycetes; Exobasidiales; Brachybasidiaceae
Product: L domain-like protein
Exons: 1
Molecular function (GO): protein binding
Source: RefSeq, a predicted model, not a curated record
GAUGAUGCAGAUCUAUUGUCAGCAUUCGAAGAAGAUACAGAUGUGAUCGAUUUAACACACUUACGGUUGACUUCCAAAUCUUUACGGAAGAUGCCUUUGGAAAAAUUUGUCAAAUUGCAACGACUACAUCUACGUCAAAAUGAAAUCAGCAAAUUCACCGAAAAGGAUAUUGGCUCACUGCAUGAACUGCAAGAGCUUGACAUGUACGAUAACAGUUUGGAGAAAACGUAUGGAGAAGUUUUGAAAGGAUGUCCAAACCUCGAAACGUUGGAUCUAUCGUUCAAUGCUAUCCGACACAUCUCACACCUAAGCCAUCUUUCAAAGUUGCAUACCCUUUAUCUCGUGCAAAAUAAGAUCGCCAAAGUUAGACCAGACGAUUUGGCAGCUCCGUUGGGAUUAACACUGAAAAGUCUGGAAUUGGGUAGUAACCGAUUACGAUCGUUGGAGAAUAUCGGUCAUCUCACACAGCUGGAAGAGCUUUGGGUGGGUAAAAAUAAGAUCACCAAGCUGGAAGGUCUGGAUGAAUUGGCAAAUCUACGCAUCUUAUCGAUACAGUCUAAUCGCAUCACGAAGUUAGAGAACCUGGAUAAAUUACACAAUCUGGAAGAAUUGUACCUAUCGCAUAACGGUUUGGAACGUAUUGAAGGGUUAGAAAACAACGUAAAGCUAACCACGCUUGAUAUUGGAGCGAACAAGGUCAAAGAGAUCGAAAAUGUGGGCCAUUUGAAAAACCUUGAAGAAUUUUGGGCAAACGAUAAUCAAAUCGCAACGAUCAAUCAAUUAGAGAAACAAUUAGGACCGAGCUUAUGUCCUGCUCUCAAUACUGUUUAUCUGGAAGGCAAUCCGGCACAAAGAACUGAAGGAGCUCAUUAUCGCUUCAAAGUUAAAUUAGCUUUGCCUCAAAUCAAGCAAAUUGACGCAACUUUUGUACGAUAG